This is a messenger RNA of Nicotiana attenuata, 2044 nucleotides long. RefSeq names its product probable transcription factor PosF21. Gene Ontology annotation, biological process: regulation of DNA-templated transcription. The record is from RefSeq and is a predicted model, not a curated record. Lineage: Eukaryota; Viridiplantae; Streptophyta; Magnoliopsida; Solanales; Solanaceae. The transcript has 5 exons. Gene Ontology annotation, cellular component: nucleus. Gene Ontology annotation, molecular function: DNA-binding transcription factor activity. The coding region runs from base 467 to 1720 and encodes 417 amino acids.
AAUUACCCUUUUCUUUAUGCUGUUUUUUAUUUUUAUUUUAUUUUAUAAUUUUUUUCUAUGGUUUUAAAAAUGCCAUUUUCCCUUUCUGUUGUUCCUCCCUUUUUGGCGUGUGCAAAAAUUCCUAAAAAAAUCAUUAAAAAUAUUGAAUUCUAGGGCAUAUUCUUUCAAAACAGUUAUAUUUAUGCUUUCUUAAAACUCCAAUCUUUUUUUCACAAUUUUCCAUUUUGCAGGGUGCAUUUUACAGGAGAAUGAUUAUUGAAAAAAUUGUGGAUUACAGGGUUUUCUGCUAAUUUUUAGUAACUUUUUAAAGCUUUUUUGGUAAAUAUUUGAAUACCCUGCUUUCAGUUAUGUUGAAAAAUGCAAGCUUUGUCUUGUCUUGUGAGUUGUAAUUUUCAACUUGAGGGUUUCUUGCUAUUUAUAUUCAAGAUUGCAUAUUCAGAGCUAUUAUGUUUCAAGAUCAUUAAGUAUGGAUAAAGAGAAGUGUGUAGGGGGUUUAUUGCCUCCAUCAGGAAACUAUUUGCUCUUUUCGCCUUCCGGGAGUAGUUAUAGUGUAAAGUCAGAGCCAUCUGGAUCAUCAAAUUUACCUCCUUUAGGGCCUGUACCUGCUUCAGAACCAAAAGCAAACCAAUUUAGUCAUGAUAUUAGUCGAAUGCCAGAUAACCCACCUAAGAAUUUGGGUCAUCGACGUGCCCAUUCGGAGAUUCUUACACUUCCUGAUGAUAUAAGUUUCGAUAGUGAUCUUGGUGUUGUUGGUGGACUGGAUGGACCGUCUUUGUCUGAUGAGACCGAGGAGGAUUUCCUCUCUAUGUAUCUUGAUAUGGGUAAGUUUAAUUCUUCAUCUGCUACUUCUCCAUUCCAAGUGGGCGAGUCAUCUUCGGGCUCAUUGCAAGCUCCAGCAAUUGGGUUUACAGCUUCGAGGACUGACAAUGUUACUGCCGCUGUUAGUGAGAAGCCAAGAGUCAGACAUCAGCAUAGUCAGUCCAUGGAUGGUUCAACUAUAAUCAAGCCGGAGAUGCUUAUGUCAGGUGGAGAAGAUCCAUCUUCAGCUGAGACUAAGAAAGCCAUGUCCGCAGCAAAGCUUGCUGAGCUCGCUCUUAUUGAUCCGAAACGUGCGAAGAGAAUUUGGGCAAACAGGCAGUCAGCUGCCAGAUCAAAGGAAAGGAAGAUGAGAUAUAUAGCAGAGCUCGAGAGGAGAGUGCAAGCUCUGCAAACAGAAGCGACUUCUUUGUCUGCUCAGUUGACCCUGUUGCAGAGAGAUACAAAUGGUCUGAGUGCUGAAAACAAUGAACUUAAAUUGCGCUUGCAGACAAUGGAACAACAGGUGCACUUGCAAGAUGAUGCAGGUAUUAUACACCCGGUAGCGGGUUUUGAGCUGGUUGAAGCAUUGAAUGAUGCACUUAAGGAGGAAAUACAACAUCUCAAAGUGCUAACUGGCCAAGGCUUAGCAAAUGCUGGACUUAUGAUGAACUUUCCAGCAUACAAUAAUGGAGGCAAUCAGCAAUUUUACUCUAACAACCAUGCAAUACAUGCGUUAUUGACGGCACAACAGCUUCAACAACUCCAGAUACAUUCUCACAAGCAGCAACACCAGUUUCAGCACCAUCAGCUCCACCAGCAGCAACAGCAGGAACAACAAUUGCAGCAAGCUGGAGAUAUGAAAUUGAGAAGUUCAAGUUCAUCUGCUCAAAAUGACCAUGCUUCUGAUAACGGAAUGGAUUAAAAAGUGCAGACAGACAUGGCCGGACCAGGCAAUGAAGAGUUAGUGCAUGUUCGAGCCUUCAUGAUAUCAUAUAGCUCAGCUUUCUUUUGAUUAGCUUUCAUUAGCUACUCUCCGACGUUGUACUGCUCCCUAGGGUCUUGGUGAAAUUGUAGUUGAAAUUGCAAAGCUGCAUUCAUUUUGCAUGUCGUAUUUGACAUGGACUUGUUCAUAUAACCUGUAUCUUUAGGCUUAGUCCAUUUGUACUUGAAACACUAAGCACCUACUGUGCUUUCAGUGUAUCAUCUGUUCAGCACUGGAGUCAAUGUGUUUUGGUGGUAUCUCUGA